This is a messenger RNA of Bursaphelenchus okinawaensis, 5791 nucleotides long. Lineage: Eukaryota; Metazoa; Nematoda; Chromadorea; Rhabditida; Aphelenchoididae. The record is from the annotation of a GenBank genome assembly.
AUGGAGGAUUCAGUCGGGGCGACCAUGGUGUUCGAACCCAAGGACUACGAGGAGCAGUUCAACGGCGAGGCCUACCUACAACACUUUUACUCCAAGUAGGUUUGGUUUUAUGUUUGGCUUGAUGUUUAUACGGUUUAAGUAGGAUUUUUAGUAUAGGCAAGGGUGGGACAGUAAUAUUUGUAAUUUAGGCGAGGAUGAGAGAGUAAAGUCUGUUAUGUUAGACCUUUUGAACCCAACCUCAAUAUAACACUACUUUUUAUAUAUACUGUACACCACCAUUUCAGAGACGCCCUCCAAGACGGUACCCGACUUUGUCUCUUUGCCCUCCCCACCUUCGCCGCCCUUUUAGAGAAGACCUGUCCUCCAGAACAACGACUACGACUACUAGAUGUUGGUGCUGGUCCCACCGUAUAUUCAGCAGUUUGUUUUCGAAAUGUUGUUGAUCAAGUGUUCCUGUCCGACUUUCUGCAACAAAAUCUAAAUCACUUACAAGAUUGGGUCUACGAGCGACGAGCUUUCGACUGGGAACCUGUCAUCAGGACUAUUGCACGGUAGGGGAAGGCUUUUUUUUAUUUUAGAAGGGAUUUUUUGAAUAUUUAAAAUAUUUUUGGAUAUUUGCAACGUACAUUUAAAAAAUUCUUCAACUAAAGAAAUAUUUUUAAAAUUAAAAUUUUAAAAAUAUUUUGUCAAAUUUUCUACUUUUAACAAUUUCAGAUGCGAAGGUCAAGAUCCCUACCCGAAUCCGUGUGAAAUAAUGGAACGAGAAGCCAGAAAUGCCGUUCUGAAAGGUGGCAUUCUGAAAAGUAAUGUGCAUGAACCUGGAGUACUAAAAGUACCAGAAAAAUUGGAUGUCUUCGAUGUCAUUGUCUCCGUAUUUUGCUUAGAAUCCGCUUGUACAGAGCACGAUGAAUACGAAAAAGCUUUUGCUAACAUGGUGAGUCGUUUUGUUAUAUUAUUCUGCCUGUUUCUACGUGAUUUUAGGCCUAGUUUUAGCAUUUUUUCUGGUUUUUAAUGCAAAAUUUAUUAGAAAUGUUCAAAAUUAUAAAAAUACGAUGUACCUUUACGUAUUUUACGUCUAUACAAAGUGUUUUUACGUAUUUUAAGACCAAAAAACAAUAAAACUAUCUUUCUUAAGUACUCUUUAAGCACCAAUAUUUAAUUUUCUGCCUAACGUCUUACUAUUGUUUGUUUAACUUUGUCAUAGUUGACAUUAUAAGUGGUAUCAUACAAAAAAACAGUUGAUCAUUCAUUUUUGUUCAAACAAAAAUUGCAAGAAAUUUAAAGGAACCGUUCAUUGAAUUUUUUUGAAUGAAAUUUCUUCGCGGGUUUUUCAAUGUUUUCGAUUAACUUUUUGAGAAUUUUCAUUUUGAAAAAACAUUUUCAUUUUAUUUAUUUCUUUCGAACGCGGUUGAAUAUAUUGAACCAUAUUGAGGUUUUCUGUUUAUAUUUCACUACUUUCACUUUAUUAUUCUACAUAUUGAUUGUUCUAAACUGUAAAAACAUAUUCCUUACCAUAAUGAAACCAUUUUCAAACUUUUAGUUCAGUAAAACUUUUAAAGAAUAGAGUUGGUCUUACUUUACCAUAAGUUUAAAAAUGUCAGGUUUCGUUAGAGGGUAAAAAGCAGCUAAUUCGACGUCAAAAGUAAGUAUUUCAGUGUUUUUUUCGUUUUUAGGACUUUAGGCCACAGAUAAUGAUGGUGUUAUCCUUGAGGUAACCGAACGCCUGAACCCACAGCCAACAACCUCUUCAAACACGUGGCCUCAUUAGUCUUACAAUUUGCGUAUCUUCAGUAAAAUAAUAUUAUUUGUUGAUGUCAGAAUGUAUAUUUACCCUCAAAUGGAUUGUUUCACCUUCUUGUUAUUAAUAAACCCUUCGCAAGGCUAGGUAUUGGUGGUUUCGAGGUGAAAAGGCGGGGUAUCGUGGGUUUUUUGAUGCGCUAAAGUUUUGAAUAGGUAAGAUAUUGUAGUAUAUGGCCUGUAUAGUAAUUUAAGACUAAGCAGUGAUGGGUAAGAUACUUUUAAGCUGUUAAAACACUAAAUAUCUAGUAUAAUAUCGCCUAUAAAGCUUCAGAAGAGAAAGGUUUGUUUCUUAGGUGUUGUGAUAUUUUAAAGGUCUGAAUAGGUAUGAAAUGUUAACUAUUGUACUAACAACAAUGCCACCGUACUACACAAUACAUUUGACAACAUAUACGGAGUCGCUUUUUGAAAACACUUAUGACAUUAAACAACUCAAAAAGUAUCUCUCUUAUGAACAAAAUUUAAAUUUUUAAAAAUUUUACAGCAUUACUAGUCAUUUGGACAAAAAAUCAUACUAAACUGUGCAUCGGCAGCCACAUCGCGUUAAUAUUCUGUAGCUCAACCGCAAUUUUAAUAUUUUUUAGCCAGUAAAUGUGAUCUAAAGUUCUGAAAACGAAAAGACACUGAAAUACUUACUUUUGACGUCGAAUUAGCUGCUUUUUACCCUCUAACGAAACCUGACAUUUUUAAACUUAUGGUAAAGUAAGACCAACUCUAUUCUUUAAAAGUUUUACUGAACUAAAAGUUUGAAAAUGGUUUCAUUAUGGUAAGGAAUAUGUUUUUACAGUUUAGAACAAUGAAUAUGUAGAAUAAUAAAGUGAAAGUAGUGAAAUAUAAACAGAAAACCUCAAUAUGGUUCAAUAUAUUCAACCGCGUUCGAAAGAAAUAAAUAAAAUGAAAAUGUUUUUUCAAAAUGAAAAUUCUCAAAAAGUUAAUCGAAAACAUUGGAAAACCCGCGAAAAAAUUUCAUUCAAAAAAAUUCAAUGAACGGUUCCUUUAAAUUAUUGUUAAAUUCAAAAGAUAAAUUUUUGAACAUUCUAACAAAACAAAUUUUCACAAUAUGUUAUAUGAAGCUGAUCGUUUUGAAAAAAAAAUAGUUAUGCCGUCAUUCUGUUGUUAAUGUUUCAUUACUGAUAAUUAAUAACCCACUUACUGCUUUUCUCUUCUUCUUUGAAAGGCUUAGUUGUACGUUGCAUGUGACUAGCUUAAGCUAAACACACUUUAUUGUCAUCUUAUUAAAAAUCGGUCGUUACAAAAAAGAAAACAGAUUUAUAAUGGACCGUUUUAACGCUCAUUAAAAAUUUAUCGUCAUGUUACUUAAAGCUAAAAUUGGAAACUAAACAUUUGCACACUUUAUUGAAACAAAUGUGAAUAGAUUUCAACGUUUCUUGUAACGAACCGAGUAAUCGUCGUUGUUUGGUUUUACUUCAGAUUGACUAUCAUCGCCCUCGAUACUAUCCACAUCAUACAUAGUCUCAUCUUUGUGCGACAUCUUGCUUGUAUCUAUUGGUCUGUUGGUUUCUGGAUUUGACAGGGGAGCAGGUUUGACUUGAGCUUUUUCUGAAUUUGCGACUUUCAGCUUUAGAGGUUGGUCGAUCUGCCGGCUUCUUGUCUUGAUUCUGGGCUGCCUCAAUCUAGAGUUAAACAAUUUUAAAAAAUUACACUAAUAAAAGAUUUUACAUUUUUAUGAUUAAUUGCGGAGAAAGAUACAUAAAUUAUAUAUCAUAGCCGUUUUCAACAAAAAAAACCCACCGACUCUCAAAUUAUCUGACUUCCGCUUCCGACUGUUUACUUUUGCAAAGCAAAACGUUUUUUCGACAGGUCGGUGGAAAUUUUUUAAAAAUGAAUAAAAUUGUUUUUUAUUAUGAUAGUUGAUCUUACUACCCGACGUAAAUAUAAAAAUAUUUGAAAAGCUGUGUAUGAUGAAUGUUUUUCAAAGUUUUUUAGAAGCGUAUUUCUAUUACCAUAUGAUAGGUUUGUUAUACACGUUUAUAUGAUGUCACAGUAAAAACCAUUUUAGUUGUUUUUGCUAGUAAUUUUGUUAUAUUAUUCUGCCUGUUUUUACGUGAUUUUAGGCCUAGUUUUAGCAUUUUUUCUGGUUUUUAAUGCAAAAUUUAUUAGAAAUGUUCAAAAUUAUAAAAAUAUGAUGUACCUUUACGUAUUUUACGUCUAUACAAAGUUGUACAGGGUUAGAGCACCCAGAAGCUAUAUGCAGGGUUGAACCACCCGGGGCGAAUCGGGAAUUACGUCCGUCUGGGAGAGAGAAGACUCAUCAACCAGUAAUGUACGACAAUAUAAGUCGUACUCAAACCAACAAUCAAUCAAAUAACUGUAAGAAACAGUUUUACAAACAAUCAAGCAAUAAGCAAUGAGUUAAUCUCCAGUCACUUCAAACAAUCAAAGCCAAUCAAAAUAAUAUCAAAGUUUAUGAUUCAAACCAAACAAGAUCAUGCAAACCAAAUAAAGUAAAUCAAAUCAAACAAUAUAAUUAAUUAAAAGUAUUAAACAAAUUCAAUAUCAAACGUACAAACAACAAUGGCUUCGAACGAGACACUCAAGGCUCUCUAGACUGCGGAGAAAUCCGUGAUCGCCACGAAUUAGGUCGGCCUUUUGGCACGAACGUUUUCGUGGUGGGAUCCACGGACAAAAGUGUUUUUACGUAUUUUAAGACCAAAAAACAAUAAAACUAUCUUUCUUAAGUACUCUUUAAGCACCAAUAUUUAAUUUUCUGCCUAACGUCUUACUAUUGUUUGUUUAACUUUGUCAUAGUUGACAUUAUAAGUGGUAUCAUACAAAAAAACAGUUGAUCAUUCAUUUUUGUUCAAACAAAAAUUGCAAGAAAUUUAAAAAAAACAUUUUUUUAUUUCAAAAAAAAAAUCUUUUUUUUAAGUUGCAAAAAAUAGCUUAAAAGUUCAAAUUACUGUAAACUCCGUCAGACUUUGAAAUUAGUGUUUGUCAAGUGACAAAAGAUAUCAAUGUCACCAUUGUUUCGUUUUUGCAAACCUUUUGAACACCAGCUAUUGUUAACAAAGACAAAGGACCGCAAGCACGUUCAGAAGAUAAUUAGGCUAAAAUUAAGUUUAAAGUAGUUAAAAAUGUACGUUCAAAACUAAAAAUUACGCUUUCUUGUUUUUCAUUUAAUAUGUCAUAAAUUGUAGUUUGAUAAGCCAUAUUACAAUAGCAAUCUCUAUUUCUAAUCGAGAUUGUUAAUUCAGUUUGACAAGUUUUAAACUAACUAUACCCUAAUUACAGUAUCCAUAGAAAAAUAACAUUAGAUAGGCGUCUUUUUGUCAUAAAACCAAUCAUACUAAUUUAUGUGACAUGUGUUUGCCAGUGUAAUAACCAAAGUUUAUAAAUAAGUAAUGGUUUCCGACCGAAUAGUUAUAUACAAGUUCAUUCGACGAAACAUGGCCGAAUACAUUAGGAUGACUAAAUUAAUGUCUGAUCCAUGUUGUCACAACACAUGGUAUUGGUUUGUAUGACAUAUGGUAAUAAGAUUGGGUUUGGAAUGAUUGGUUUAGACCGGCUUUAGAAUUAGGUCUAGUAUUAAGGGAAUGUGUUGUCAUAACAAGAUACCAAAUGUCAUUAAGGCUUGAAAACAUUCUUUUCAUGUCUCACACACAUAAUUUACAUCAAUAUAUGCAAAGUAAACCAAGGUUUCUGAAGAUAUUUACAUAGAAACCCCCAAAUGAACACUAAAUCUCAUGUUAUCCACCCAUUAUAAUCCCAUGUUAUUCACCCAUUACCCACACAAUGUUUUCAGACGUCGCUUCUCCGUCCAGAAGGCUAUCUAAUUAUCGGCUCUGUGAUUGAUGACGACUGCUAUACGUCCGGGAUUAACGCCGAUGGUCGUGCCACUUUCUUUACAUUGUUAUCACUGACAGACGAACAAGUAUUGGGAGCCUUCGAACGGAAUCACAUUGACAUUGUACACAGAUUGAGCUUACCGAACGAGGGCGUUUGCUUUCUGAUGGGUAGAAAGCGAGCUUUCUGA